CCCUUGCAAGGUAGAAAGGCGAGCCGAAGAGGUCCUCCAAAGUGAGGUACCUGGGUAGUUGGAUGUCCAUUGGCUCGCUACGCCGCUUAGCCCCUUUCACACCGCCAUGCCUGAUGCAGUAAUCCAUCGUAGGAUCUGAUUCGCGUCCAAGGCAGGCGGAUUUAAGCGCUGCUGAAGCUCAAUUAAAACUUUCGGGGUCCUUGCAGAGCGAUCACUAUGCCUCGAAUACUGUCCUUCGACGAGCUACCCGCAUGGAUGCAAAAAGAUCCGCGCAUUCGAAGGGGCUACAGGGAGGAGCUUCGCAACGUCUGGCACUGUUUUGUGUCGCUUUUUUACGUUCACAACGAAUUUGUCAACAUUUGGUCGCACCUGCUGCCCGCGCUCGUAUAUGGCACGAUGCUUGCAAAGGAAGCUCGCUUUGCGCUGGCAGAAGCGGAUAACGACACUGGACCGACGGCGAAGAUGACACAGUUCUAUGUUGUCACGAGUUUCGCUCUCAUGUCGCUUUCGAGCUUAUACCACAUCUUUAGCGCCCAUUCUGAGCGGGUGGCGCGCCACGUUCUGAAAAUGGAUUACCUUGGGAUCAUACUAAAUGUAUCGGCGACAUGUAUAACAAGCUCCUGGUUUGGCUUCAGACAUCAUGCUCACGUCGCCAACAUGUAUAUAAGCCUCACCUUAGGACUGUCUAUCGCCAUAGUGUUCCUCUUGCUCAAACCAAAUGCUGACGGCCCCGAAGCUGCGAAGUGGAGGGCCUUGAUCAUUGCCGGAUUGAUGGGAACGGGCUACACGCCUCUGAUCCACGCAUAUGUGAUUGGUGGCAUCGAGAGGCUGCAGCAUUUCCCCUGGCAGGCAGCCGUAAAAAUGCUUUCCGUAGAUCUCGUCGGAGUGCUCUUCUACAUCACCAGGUUCCCUGAGAGUAGUUUUCCCGAGACGUUUGAUAUCUGGGGUGCGAGCCAUCAAAUUUUCCACAUCAUGGUUGUUGUGGGGCGGGUCGUGUAUCUUCGUGGCUUAAAGGAGUUGGUCGGUCUUGCGUAACGGACGCGCUGUCCCAGAAAUCCGGUGGAUCCUGGCUAUAUUCUUACCCCACAACAGCCUGGCUUUAAUAGCUCACAGAUCCUGCUGUAUAAGUCGACCGGCAAAACGGAGCAUUGAGAGCUAUGAUGGCAUACCCGUUGACCGAGGGGAGCCGCUCCUUGAUCG
Messenger RNA from Paraphaeosphaeria sporulosa, 1200 nucleotides. RefSeq names its product hemolysin-III channel protein-like protein Izh2. The transcript has 6 exons. Gene Ontology annotation, cellular component: membrane. Lineage: Eukaryota; Fungi; Ascomycota; Dothideomycetes; Pleosporales; Didymosphaeriaceae. Bases 217 to 1035 code for a protein of 272 amino acids. Gene Ontology annotation, molecular function: signaling receptor activity. The record is from RefSeq and is a predicted model, not a curated record.